Synchiropus splendidus (mandarinfish) is the source of this 6942-nucleotide messenger RNA. RefSeq names its product phosphoinositide kinase, FYVE finger containing (gene pikfyve). Gene Ontology annotation, biological process: intracellular signal transduction; phosphatidylinositol metabolic process. NCBI's taxonomy places the organism in Eukaryota, Metazoa, Chordata, Actinopteri, Syngnathiformes, Callionymidae. Gene Ontology annotation, molecular function: ATP binding; 1-phosphatidylinositol-3-phosphate 5-kinase activity; metal ion binding. Bases 476 to 6658 code for a protein of 2060 amino acids. The record is from RefSeq and is a predicted model, not a curated record. The transcript has 43 exons.
UAAUCCAAAUACGAUGCAAGGGACAGUCGUGUUAAAAUGAAUCUUCAUGCUUUUGAUGUUCUUUAGCUGUGGACGAAGUUUUGUAGUAAUAGCUAAUGUAGUUGAGUAGCUAUGCCAAGUUAUUUAUUUACCUGGUUAAAGUAAACAAUACAGGUUGUACAGGUUUGUCAUGUAGUGUAAACGCCCACUAUGCGUUCAUGAUUUUCCACAAAUAUGAUAACCGUGCGUUCUCCAUCAACUAAUAUGCCUUUUUUUAUUUCGCCAAUAUGUUCAUUCGGAUGACAGAACGCCUCAGGUUUGAUCGAUUUCUCUGCUCCGCUAGUCAGGUCUUGCCCGUGAUCGACUCGCUGCUCUGUUUAUCAAAGGCGACUCUGUUUGGAUACUUCUCUUGAAGUGUUCAGCGGUUUUCUGGAACGUCGCAAAGCUCCCAACAGCGAUGUCGCAUUCCUGAGUAAAUGGAAGGAGGAAGAGUGAUAUGGCAGCCGACGACAAGUCCUCAUCUUCCUCUUCGACAGAAUGGAACGUCGAGCCACCUACUACAUCACCUGCGAGCCCAUCCCAUCUGACCCACUUCAAACCACUCACCCCUGAGCAGGAUGACCCCCCCCUCCGCUCAGCGUACAGUUCUUUUGUCAACCUGUUUCGCUUCAACAACAAAGAGGAGGGACGUCCCCCAUCAACUGUUCCAGAAAAGCCAGACGUGCCAUCCCCUUCUCCUCAGUCAGAGAGGAGAAGCUGGUCCACCAGUCCUUCCCCCUCACUCUACGGCGCAAGACAGAGAAAGCAACAUUCCGAUCAACUUCGGCGCACAUCCUCGGCAUCAGAUGGCAGCCGCAAGUCAGACACGCCACUGAGCAACCACGACCCUCGAACUGCUGUGCAGCUUCGCACUGUUCUGAAGAGGUUAAAAGAGAUAAUGGAGGGGAAAAGCCAGGACAGCGAUCUCAAGCAGUACUGGAUGCCAGACAGCCAGUGUAAAGAGUGCUACGACUGCCACGAGAAGUUCACCACCUUCCGUCGGCGGCACCACUGCAGACUGUGUGGCCAGAUCUUCUGCAGCCGCUGUUGCAACCAGGAAAUCCCUGGGAAGUUUAUGGGCUACACAGGAGACCUCCGGGCGUGUACAUACUGCCGCAAAAUUGCCCUCAGCUACGCUCACUCAGCUGAGUCCGGCUCCAUCGGUGAGGACCUGAGCGUGUUGUCGGACUCCUGCUCUGUGUCGGUGUUGGAGCCCAGCGAACCUCGGACGCCAGUGGGAGGGCGUAAAGCUAGUCGCAACAUCUUCCUAGAGGAAGACCUGGCCUGGCAGAGAAAAACUCCUAUUGGGAUGAGAAAAACUAUGAUUCACCAGGAGCCUCAGAACAGUGGACUUUCCAGGUUGUCGACACUCAAAGAAGACAUUGGGAAGUCUCCAGCUCGGAAGAGGUCUGCCAGCGUAACUAAUCUUUCCCUUGAUCGGGCCGGAGCCUCCAUGGUGCCUUCCUACAACAGCUCAGUUAGUCCGCCAACAAGUCGAGCCAUGUCGGGGACCAAGAGUGGAGGCAAGCUGGACCACAGCGAGGAGGAACGGAAGAGUAUCCUGGACUCAUCUCAGUUGAAGGACUUGUGGAAGAAGAUAUGCCACAACAGCACAGGGAUGGAGUUUCAGGACCACAGAUACUGGCUGAGGACGUACCCCAACUGCAUUGUGGGGAAAGAACUAGUGAACUGGCUGCUUAGGAAUGGCACCAUGUCCACAAGGGCCCAGGCCAUUGCCAUUGGUCAAGCUUUAGUGGACGGCCGCUGGCUGGACUGUGUCACUCAUCAUGACCAACUAUUCAGAGAUGAAUAUGCUCUCUAUCGGCCUUUGCAGAGUACAGAGUUCUCAGAAACGCCGUCUCCAGACAGCGACAGCCUAAACUCGCUGGAGGGCCAUUCUGAGCCGUCCUGGUUCAAGGACAUCAAAUUUGAUGACAGCGACACAGAGCAGCUGGCCGAUGAAACCAAUUACACAAUGCUGAACUCUGCCAGCCCCAGUAAGAGGACAUCCGUCAGCAGUUUCCAGUCAGUGAUGGACAGUGACUCAGCGGCCUCCAUCAACCUCAACAUGGAGCAAAACAAUGUCAAUUUCCACAUCAAGAAACAAUCCAAAUACCCACACGUGCCUGCUUCUUCAGAACAGAAAGCUGAAAUCCUGGUGUCUGAGGACGGGGGACAGAACAUUGUCAUCAGCGAUGCCUUCAUCAAAGAAUCUCUGUUCAACCGCCGUGUGGAGGAGAAGGCUAAGGAGCUGCUCUUCACUCCACUGGGGUGGCACCACAGCUCUCUGGACCAGCUCCGAGAGGAGAACGGAGAGAAGAAGGCCAUGGAGAGGCUCCUCUCUGCCAACCACAGCCACAUGAUGGCGCUCCUGCAGCAGCUGCUGUACAGUGAGUCUCUGUCUCUCUCCUGGAGGGACAUCAUUGUCCCCGUGGUCUGCCAGGUGGUCCAGACAGUGCGGCCUGAUGUCCGAAACUGUGACGACGACAUGGACAUACGCCAGCUGGUUCAUGUGAAGAAGAUUCCGGGCGGUCGCAAGUUCGACUCCGGUGUGGUUAAUGGAUUUGUUUGCACAAAGAACAUCGCCCACAAAAAGAUGAAUGCCUAUAUCAAGAACCCCAAGAUUCUGUUGCUGAAAUGUUCCAUAGAGUAUCUUUACCGAGAGGAGACCAAGUUCACCUGCAUCGACCCCAUCGUGCUCCAGGAGCGGGAGUUUCUUAAAAACUACGUCCAGCGCAUCGUGGAUGUUCGGCCCAACCUGGUGCUGGUGGAGAAGACGGUGUCUCGGAUCGCUCAGGACAUGCUGCUGGAACACGGCAUCACUCUCGUCAUCAACGUCAAACCUCAAGUUCUGGAGCGGGUGAGCCGAAUGACCCAGGGUGACCUGGUGAUGUCCAUGGACCAACUCCUGACCAAACCUCGCCUUGGGACCUGCCACAAGUUCUAUAUGCAGCCGUUCACUUUAGCCAAUAACAAUGUGAAGACUCUGAUGUUCUUCGAGGGCUGUGCUCCUCACCUGGGAUGUUCGAUCAAGCUGCGGGGCGCCGCGGAAUACGAGCUGGCCAGAGUGAAGGAGAUCCUGAUGCUGAUGUUGUGCGUGGCCUACCACUCACAGCUUGAAAUCUCCUUCCUCAUGGAUGAGUUUGCCAUGCCGCCCAGUUUGACCCAGUCCACCUCCCUGCCCUGCCUGCUGGAGAGCACCUCAGCCGUUGAGGACACCGAAGAGGAGAGAGACACACUCACAGAUGACACGACUGCGGAGGCUGAUACUGAUGUCUCUACCGUGGUGGCCCCGCCUGAAGGCGAAGGCUUCUCUCACGAGUCUCUGUUCCUACCUGAAGAAAAGGACAAGCCGAAGCCUAAAUCCUCUUCUGUGCAGUCAGAGGAAGCCGGAGAGUCUUUAACCUCAUCGCCGUUCUCCAGCUUUCCGGACCCCUCGCUCCUCGUCUCCCCACCCUUCCUCAUGGAGGAGGACCUGCAUUCGAAUUCUGAGAAAGAGGAAGUCCGGGAAGAGUCCCUGGAGGAUGAGGACGCUUCAUCGAUGCCAACACCCAGAUUGUUCCGUGACCCUCUGCAGGAUGACACGGGACUGUUUGUGGCCGAGCAGGUGGCUUCUUCUGAUGACCGCCUCAAGUCCAUCGCCGCUGUUUUCAAGCAGGAACUGAAGGAUAUCAUCCUCUGUAUCUCGCCGUUUAUUACCUUCAAGGAACCAUUUCUUCUGACUCCAGUUGGCAUGCACUGCCCCAGCCGGGAUUACUUUCCUGAGCAGGUUUACCUCUCUCUGCUGUUGGACAAAGACUACAAGGAGCUGGACGGGCGCAGAAAGCGCCUCCUCCUCAAAGACUCCCCUCCUUCCUCCCUGAUUGGCCAGCAGAUAAACGGCGGCGUGAAACAAAAGCCCAUUGACGUCCUCCCCUGUCACAGCCUGACCAGCACUCGCAUCGUGGAUCAGCUGAGUAACAACCAGGAUCUGGCCAAGAUGCUCGCCGAGUACAGAGCCAAGGGCGGCCGGAUUAGGCAACGAGAAGCGAGCGACCCGUUCAACGCCUCACAGAAUCUGACCAACGGGCACGGCAGGGCUGAAGAGCAGAAGCAGCCAGUGAAGGCCGACAGUGAAGAGGAGAAGCCGAACAAACAGAAUGACAUCAGCUGGGCGCCAAAGCUGGACUGCCUCAACCCGGUGAACCAUCAGAGACUGUGUGUUCUGUUCAGCAGUUCGUCCGCUCAGUCCAGCAACUCCCCAAACCCCUGCGUCAGCCCUUGGAUCGUCACCAUGGAGUUUUACGGCAAGAACGACCUCUCUCUUGGCGUCUUCUUGGAGAGAUACUGUUUUCGUCCUUCCUACCAGUGCCCCAGCAUCUUCUGUGAGACCCCCAUGGUUCAUCACAUCCGCCGCUUUGUGCACGGCAACGGUUGCGUGCAGAUCGUGCUGAAGGAGCUGGACUCUCCUGUCCCCGGUUACCAGCACACCAUCCUCAACUACUCCUGGUGCCGCAUCUGCAAACAGGUCACUCCGGUGGUUCCUCUCUCGAACGACUCGUGGGCCAUGUCCUUUGCCAAGUACCUGGAGCUGCGUUUCUAUGGUCACCAGUACACCAGGAGAGCCAACGCCGAGCCUUGCGGUCACUCCAUUCACCAAGAUUACCACCAGUAUUUCUCCUACAACCAGAUGGUGGCGUCGUUCAGUUAUAUUUCCGUGCGACUGUUGGAGAUUUGCCUUCCUCGACCAAAGAUCUUCAUCAGGAAUUUGGGGCCCAGCAAGAGCAACCUGCAACAGGACCUCAAGGACUUCUCUCAAAAAGUGUCUCAGGUGUACGUGGCUAUAGACGACCGUCUGACUUCCCUGAAGACUGACACCUUCAGUAAGACGCGAGAGGAGAAGAUGGAGGACCUGUUUGCUCAGAAAGAUAUGGAGGAGGCAGAGCUGCGCAGCUGGAUCGAGAAGCUGCAGGCGCGACUGCAGUCCUGUGUUCUAGACUCGCCGCAGCAGCUCCAGACAGUGCUGGAGUCACUGGUGAUGAAGAAGCAGAGCCUGUGUGAGAUGCUGCAGUCGUGGAACAACAGGCUGCAGGAGCUGUUCCAGCAGGAGAAGGGCCGGAAGCGGCUGUCAGUGCCACCCAGCCCGGGCCGACACCGGCAGACCAACGACGAGAGCAAGAACGCCCUGGACUCUUCGCCCCGGAACUCCUCGCCCGUGGUCCAGAAUGGUGACAAAGAGGAUCGCUACCUGAACACCAUCCCGUCCACAUCCUCCCUGCUGCCGUCGCCUGGGGAGCUGGGAGCCGAACCCAUGACGCCCUGCCCUUCCUUCACAGAGCAGGACUCCGUCAGCCUCCCGGAGGAUGUUUUUGACGGACACUUGCUGGGCUCCACUGACAGCCAGGUGAAGGAGAAGUCCACCAUGAAGGCCAUCCUCGCCAACUUCCUGCCGGGGAACAGCUUCAACCCCAUCCCCUUCCCCUUUGAUCCCGACAAACACUACCUGAUGCAGGAGCACGAGCGUGUGCCCAUUGCCGUAUGUGAGAAGGAGCCCAGCUCCAUCAUCGCCUUUGCUCUCAGUUGUAAGGAGUACAAGACGGCGCUGGAGGAACUGUCGAAGGACUCGAACGUGGCGGUGGAGGAGUCUCCCGGCGUCAGCGCCAGGAGCAGCCCGGCCAGACCGAGCGAGUCGGCUUCAUCCCAGCCGAGCCGCUCCAGCAUGGACACGGAUCCGCUCAAGGAUGCAGACCUGGCGGACAAGCAGAAGAAGGUCACCCAGAACCCUCACAUCGAGCUGCAGUUCUCCGACGCCAACGCCAAGUUCUACUGCCGGAUCUACUAUGCCGAGGAGUUCCACAAGAUGCGUGAGGAGAUCAUGGAGAGCUCGGAGGAGGACUUCAUCCGCUCGCUCUCCCACUGUGUCAACUGGCAGGCCAGAGGAGGGAAGUCUGGAGCUGUUUUCUACGCCACAGAAGAUGACCGGUUCAUCCUGAAGCAGAUGCCUCGACUGGAAGUCCAGUCCUUCCUGGACUUCGCGCCGCACUACUUCACCUACAUCACUGGAGCCGUGCAGCAGAAAAGGCCGACGGCGCUGGCCAAGAUUCUGGGUGUUUACCGCAUCGGCUACAAGAACUCGCAGAACAACACGGAGAAGAAGCUGGACCUGCUGGUGAUGGAGAACCUGUUUUACGGGAGGAAGAUGGCUCAGGUGUUCGACCUGAAAGGCUCUUUGAGGAAUCGGAAUGUGAAGACCGACACGGGGAAGGAGAGCUGCGAGGUGGUUCUGCUGGACGAGAACCUCCUGAAGCUGAUCCAUGACAACCCUCUUUACAUCCGCUCGCACUGCAAGUCGGUGCUGCGCGCCGCCAUUCACAGCGACGCCUACUUCCUGUCCAGCCAUUUCAUCAUCGAUUACUCCCUGCUGGUGGGACGAGACGACGCCACCGACCAGCUGGUGGUCGGGAUCAUCGAUUACAUCCGGACGUUCACUUGGGACAAGAAAAUCGAGAUGGUGGUGAAAUACACUGGAAUCCUGGGGGGUCAAGGUAAGAUGCCCACGGUAGUCUCCCCCGACCUGUACCGCACUCGCUUCUGCGAGGCCAUGGACAAGUACUUCCUGAUGGUUCCGGACCACUGGACCGGCCUGGGAAUGAACUGCUGAUCCCAGUGCCGCAACACAACAACAAACUUUCGGAGUCCCAAAACAUUUCCAUACAACAAGCACACUGGACCAUGUAAAUAUUUUAUUGAUCGCGCCAUUCCUCCGACACUUUUAAUCACUUGAGAUGUUUUUUAAUCCAUAGAGCCAAAGUAUCCACUCCAGUUUUGUUACCGUGACACGAGUCCGCCACUUUCAGAAAGUAAAUUGUGACUUUAGAGUUUGUUAAUGUACAGAAAUUAUGUAAUUAUUAAAAGAUUAUUGACACUGAUCGUCCUGGAGGUUGG